This is a messenger RNA of Postia placenta MAD-698-R-SB12, 1410 nucleotides long. RefSeq lists its product as hypothetical. Gene Ontology annotation, cellular component: nucleus. The transcript has 8 exons. Gene Ontology annotation, molecular function: RNA polymerase II cis-regulatory region sequence-specific DNA binding; DNA-binding transcription factor activity, RNA polymerase II-specific. Gene Ontology annotation, biological process: regulation of transcription by RNA polymerase II. Lineage: Eukaryota; Fungi; Basidiomycota; Agaricomycetes; Polyporales; Adustoporiaceae. The record is from RefSeq and is a predicted model, not a curated record. The coding region runs from base 1 to 1410 and encodes 469 amino acids.
AUGUGUUUCCAGGGGCCUGUCAGGACGUGCCCGUGCGGCGCCGUAAUACACGGCACUGCCCCCCUCAAUUGCGCAGAGUGCGCAAAAGAGUGCCCCGGCAGCCCUUGCCCCGUCGAGCUCGAGCUCAGUGCCGACUGCACCGAUCAGUGCAUCGUCGUGCCCUGCAACGACGCGCAUCACGACGCAGCCCCCUGCCCCGUAGGUACACCCGUCGAGGCUUGCGAGCCCUGCAGCGCAGAGUGCCCCGACCUUGAUCAAUUCUUCCAAUGCUGCUCAGACUACCAUGGAUACUUGCCAGAUCCAAUGUUUCAGCAGCACGGUCUGAGCCCGCACACCGUGUCGGCUAUGCAGUCGAUGGGCAUGCCGCACUUCUUUCCCGAUUCGGAAGCAGCGCACUCGCCACAGCCCCAGGCGCUGCCGUACAAGUGCCAGUGGGCGGGCUGUCCCGUCUCGUUCACGUCGCUGGGCGAGCUCGUGGGGCAUGUCAACCUGCAGCAUCUGCGCCUGCCGCCAGCGUCGGAGCUGUCCCCGGCCAUCCCUGUAUCCCAGCCUGUUUCCGUCGCCGCAUCAACGCAGCACGCCGGCGCCAACCCGCUGUCGUGCUUGUGGGCCGACUGCCAGAUUUACCCGACACCCCAGUCGGUGCCUGGCCCGUCGUCCGGCAAUGCGGAGGACACUGCGCUCGGGAUCCUUGCCAGCCAUCUGCUCGAAGACCACCUCGGGCUGCACAUGCGCGCGUCGAAGCAGGAGGACGUGUGCGCGGGGACAGAGGCGCUCUCCGCCGAGACUGGUCAAGCGACGUCACACGACUGUUCAGCGCCCUCUGCUCACGACUGUAAAUGGACGGGGUGCGCGCAGACAUUUGCGUCUUGUGACGCGCUCACGGCGCACAUCACUGCUGCGCACGUCGGCUCUGGCCGUGCGCACUACGAUUGCUACUGGGAAGGCUGUGCCCGCCACGGCGACAACGGCUUCUCGAGCAAGCAGAAAAUUCUGCGCCACCUCCAGAGCCACACAGGGCAUCGCCCAUUCCAGUGCAAAAUAUGCAAACAGAAUUUCUCAGAGGCAGCCACCCUCGCGCAGCACAUGCGCCGCCACACACAAGAAAAACCGUAUGUCUGCGAUUUCCCUGGCUGUGGCAAGGCCUUUGCGAUCACAGGCGCGCUCACGAUACACAAGCGCACGCACAACGGCCACAAGCCGUUCAAAUGUUCGUAUUGCGAGAGGGCGUUCGCGGAGUCGUCAAAUCUGUCGAAGCAUUUGCGGACGCACACGGGCGCUCGUCCGUAUUCGUGCACGGAGCCGGGGUGCAACAAGUCGUUCGCGCGGCCUGACCAGCUCACGCGGCACCAGAACGUGCAUCGAAAGAAGCAGCAGCCCGACAGUGCCGUCAUCCUCGGGGAGGCAUAA